This is a messenger RNA of Stegostoma tigrinum, 11751 nucleotides long. RefSeq names its product patched domain containing 1 (gene ptchd1). The transcript is spliced from 5 exons. Gene Ontology annotation, cellular component: synapse; plasma membrane. The coding region runs from base 147 to 2837 and encodes 896 amino acids. Lineage: Eukaryota; Metazoa; Chordata; Chondrichthyes; Orectolobiformes; Stegostomatidae. Gene Ontology annotation, biological process: cognition; chemical synaptic transmission. The record is from RefSeq and is a predicted model, not a curated record.
GCGGGGCCUGAGCGCAGGAGGGCGGUGGGGAUGGCGGUGACGGCGAAGGCGGGCGGCUCGGAGCGGCCGGGCUCCGGGCUCUGAGGCCCGGGCCUUGCGGUGACUCUGGAGAGAGCGGGCGAGGCCGGGGCCGAGGCCCGGGCACCAUGCUCCGGCAGCUGCUCCACCGGGGCCUCCGGAGCGGUUUCUACCGCCUGGGCUUGCUGAUCGGGAACCACCCGGUGUUGUUCGCCUCCGCCCCGGUGUUACUCUCCAUCCUGCUGGGGGCCAGCUUCAGCCGUUACCGGCUCCAGGACGACAUGGAGUACCUGUUCGCGCCGAGACACAGCCUGGCCAAGAUCGAGCGGAGCCUCGUCAACAGCCUCUUCCCCGUCAACCAGAGCAAGCAGCGGCUUUACUCGCACCUCCAGAGCCCGGGGCCUUACGGCCGGCUCCUCAUCACCCGCCGCGGCAACGGCGGCCGGGGACCCGCACCCGGAGCUGGGAACCUGCUGGAGCCGCAACACAUCCAGCUCAUCCUGCAGCUGCAUUCAUCUGUGACACGGAUUCAGGUGCCAGUGUUGGGCUUCAACUACUCAUUUGCCCACAUGUGUAUUCUAAAGGAUAAUAAGAUGUGCGCCUUGGAUGAUAUUGUGUAUGUGCUGGAGGAGCUGAGGGCUGCAUGGACCAUCAACGGCACAGGGAUCGUCAUCAGCUACCCAAAUACCUACCUUAAAGAUGGCCAGGAGGUGUUUAUCGGGCACCAGCUCGGAGGUGUCACUCUGCAGAAUAAGAAUCGGGUGAAAUCUGCUCGAGCAAUUCAAAUCACCUAUUACCUGCAAACACGUAACUCCUUGAAUGAUCUGGUGGCAGAGAAAUGGGAGUCGGCUUUCUGCAAAACUGUUGAAAAUUUCCAAAAAUCUCACAAGGAGCUGAAACUCUAUCCGUUUACAUCGUCAUCGCUAAAGGAGGACUUUCAGAAAAGCAGCCAGGUUUCAGAGUGGUAUCUGGUGACUAGUUUACUGGUGGUCUGGCUACUGGCCAUGCUGUGCUGUUCCAUGCAAGACUGUGUUCGUAGCAAGCCCUGGCUUGGACUCCUAGGCUUAGUGACAAUGGCACUGGCCACCCUCACAUCAGCAGGGAUCAUCAACUUGAUGGGAGGGAAGUACAACUCUACCUUUCUGGGAAUACCCUUUAUUAUAUUAGGACAUGGGCUCUACGGCAUGUUUGAAAUGCUCUCAUCGUGGAGGGAGACCAUGGAGGAUCAGCAUGUGAAGGAGAGGAUUGCCAAUGUGUACGCCGACACCAUGCUGCCCAUUACACUCACCACUGCCAUGUACAUGGUGACAUUUGGCAUUGGCGCCAGUCCCUUCACCAAUAUCGAAGCAGUGAAGGAGUUCUGUGUGAACACAUGCAUAUCCGUGCUUUUUAACUACCUCUACCUGAUGGCAUUCUAUGGCUCCAAUCUGGUCUUCACUGGUUACUUAGAAAAUAAUUACCAGCAUAGUCUUUUUUGUAGAAAAGUGCCCAAGCCAGAUGAUCUGCAAGCAAAACCCGCCUGGUAUCGGUUUAUCAUGAUGUCCAAAUUCAAUGAGGAGGCAGCCAGCCCAAACGACCCAAGCCCCUAUGAAAGUCAGUUCCUGCUUUGGUUUCUGAAGCAGUACUAUUGCGAUUGGAUUACAAACACUUACGUAAAGCCUUUUGUGGUUUUGUUUUAUCUGGUUUAUAUCUCCUUUGCCUUAAUGGGCUACCUGCAGAUCAGUGAAGGGUUGGACCUCAGCAACAUAGUAGCCACUGAGUCUCGAACUGUCUCAUAUAGUACCGUCCAGCAGAGAUAUUUCAGUAGCUACAGCCCUGUCAUCGGCUUUUAUAUUUAUGAACCCAUUGAAUACUGGAAUGCCAGCGUACAGGAGGAUUUGUUAGAAAUCACCGGGGGCUUUGUCAGAAUUUCUUGGUUUGAAACAUACUUGAAUUACCUUAAAAGAUUAAAUGUUACCUCUCCCAUGUCUCGUAGUUACUUCCUAGAGACCCUGCGGAACUCCUUCCUAAAGACGCCGCAGUAUUCCCAAUUCUCCGAUGAUAUCAUACUAGUGAGGAAAGUCAACAAUGAGCUGGAGGUGGUGGCCUCACGCAUGUAUCUCGUGGCCAAGACAGCGGAAAACACCAGGGAAGAGAUUUAUGAUCUGCUGGAGACACUAAGGAAACUGUCCUUGACCUACAAAGUGAAAUUCAUGAUUUUUAACCCAUCGUUUAUUUACAUGGACCGGUAUGCUUCGUCGGUGGGAGCACCCCUGCAGAACUCGUGCAUCAGUGCCCUGUUUGUCCUCUUCUUCUCUGGUUUCUUGGUGGUGAAUCCCCUGCUGAACAUUUGGCUCAGUCUGACUGUGGCCUCAGUGGAGUUUGGAGUCGCUGGCUUUAUGAGCCUGUGGGAUGUGGAACUGGACUGUAUCUCGGUCCUCUGCUUAAUUUACGGAAUAAACUACACCAUCGACAACUGUGCACCGUUCCUGUCGACGUUUGUCCUGGGAAAAGACCUGACAAGGACGAAGUGGGUUAAAAAUGCUUUAGAACUGCAUGGAGUGGCCAUUUUGCAGAGCAAUUUUUGCUACAUGGUUGGUAUAAUCCCCCUCAGUUCGGUGCCUUCGAACCUGAUCUGUACACUAUUCAGGUGUCUGUUUCUUAUAGCCCUUUUCACCUUUCUCCACUGCUUUGCCAUUCUGCCCGUGGUCCUGACCUUUGUUCCGCCUUCCAAGAAGCAAGUGGAGAGGAAGAGCCCAGAAAACCACAGCGAGGUCGAGUGCAUGGAGAUGGUGGACUUGGAUGGCACCCGGGUGGUCGACCACAUCACCUCAGUCUGAUUGGCGCAAUGCAGCCAGGCCAUGCGGAGAGAGACAGAGAGAGAGAGAGAGAGACAGAGGGAAGAGGGGGAUCAUGUGAAUGUAUAGGUGGGAUGGGGGAAAUGGGCAAAUGGAAUGGAACUUCAUUGAUGGGGUUGGGGAAGGGUUAGAGGGAGAUGUAGCAGACACACCAAGGAGAAAGGGGGAAAACUGUCAGUGGGAAGUAAACUUGAUACCUCCUGGAGGCACAGAGAGAGAGGCAACAGGUCUAUUUUGGGGUUCGUGGUCCACAUGGACCUCCUCCCACCUUACCUCCAUCUCACCUUAUCAACACACCCAUCUAUUCCUUUGUCUCACAUGCACACACAUCUGGCUUCCUCAGUUUACCACAACCAUUCACUGCAGGAGCGAGUUCUUCAUUCUCACCACUCUCUGAGUAAAGAAUCACUUCUUCGAUUUAUUCGAGACUCCCUUAUGUUUUACGGCCUGUAUUUCUGGACUGCCCCAUAAAUUGAAACAUCUUCUCUACAUGUCAACCCUGGGGAACCCCCUUCAGAGUUUGUUCAGCCUAUUUGGAGCCACCCGGGGUACUGAGGCUAUAACAGGAAUGCGCUGCUCAGUGUUCAAGGACAAUGUGGCGACAGAGCAAGGGAGCUGCAUGCGUUCGAAUGAUUCAUCUGUCCAUUUGCACUCUGCUGAACUGGGAUUUCCAAAUGAGAGCUGGAUGGUCUAAAGGCAUUGUUGGUCCUGAUAAACUAGAUGUUACCUGCACCAUCAGAAUCCUCUGGGUAGGCGAGUUUGAAUAUUGUUUUUCCACUUGGAAACUGUGAGUUGAAGGGGAGAAACUCAAUGGGUUUUGUGAACUCUCCUGGGAUAUUUUCCUAAUUAGCAGAAUGUUUUUUAAUUCAUUCAUGGGAUGAGAGCAUCACUGGCUAGGCAGCAUUUAUUGCCCAUCCCUAAUUUCCCAGAGAGCAGUUAAGAGUCAACUGCAUUGCUAUGAAUAUUGAGUCACAUGUGGCCCAGACCAAGUAAUGAUGGCAGUUUCCUUCCCUAAAGGACAUUAGUGAACCAGAUGCGAUUUUCCAACAAUUGACAAUGAAUUCAAGUUCAUCAUCGGACUCUUAAUUCUAGAUAUUUUAUUGAAUUCACAUUCCACCAUCUGCCAUGGUGGGAUUUGAACCAUGUCCCCACAACAUUACCUAGGUCUCUGGAUUAACAGUCCAGCGAUAACACCACUAGGAUAUUGCCUCCCCCCCUCUUAUCUGAGAUUAUCUGACAAUCUGAUUAUCAUAUAAUUUCUUAGUCUGCAAAACACUUGAUUUCAGAUGUCAGUUCCCCCGAUAAGGCUGGCAUCACCCACCAUCCCAAGAAACAUUUCAGUCUCUGGGGACUUCUUACUCAUCGGUUUUAUCACAGAAAAUGUUGCAUUUUAAGAUUAGCCUCAGAAACUUCAACCUUCUCGCACCAGAUACUGUAACAGUUCACAGAUUGAUAGAAGCCAGAAGAAAAAACAGAAUCAUGAAAUAUCUCUGCUUUUUGUUUUUCAGGUAAAGUUAAAUAUCCACCUGAACCUUGCAUAGGAAGAUCAUUGGAUUAUUGAAUGAUACAGAACGAAAGGUGUCCACUUGGCCCGUCAUGACUAUACCAGCUCUUUGAAAGAGCUAUCCAAUUAGCCCCACUUUCCUGACCUCUCCCUAAAGAACUACCCAAUUUAGUCCCAAUUCUAGGCCUUUCCCUAAAGAGCUACACAACUAGUCCCACUUCCCUGGCCUUUCCCUAAAGCAUCUUCAAAUGGUUACCGUUCAAACCUUUUUCCAACUCCUGUUUGUUGUUAAACUUGCUUCUGCCACCUUACCAGGCAGUGAUUUCCUCAUCACUGUAACUCACUGAGUUAAACAAUUUCUCCUCACCUCCUCCUCUGCUUCGUGUACCCAUUGUCUUCAAUCUGUGUCCCCUGGGCACUGCCUUUCCUGCUGAUUAUUUACCCUGUUCAAAUUUAAGGUGAAGCAUGAAAUGCCCAUUCAAAACAAAAAAAACAGGAGCUAACACAAGGCUCAUCAAUGGAUCGUUUGUUGACGAACACCCUGCCCACUCCUCCCUUUCCCUCUUCUUCCCAAGUUUGAGCUGAGCUACCCAGGGAUCUAAUCUCAGGCUAUGGUCAGACUUGAAACCUGGUUUAGGUUCCUCUCUUCAGCUGACAGAGACUGGAUGGACUGUAAAAUGAACGGGACACUUAGCUGCUUUUCUCUAGGCACUUAGGGCUCCAAGAAGAGCGAUUGGACAGAGAUAAUUUACCAGGUGCAUGCGAGGUGAUUCCCCCUUAUGAGACAUCGCUUCAAGGAGGCAGGCACUUUAACUUCCAACCUAUUCUCAAGCAAAUUUGAUUGUUUGCUAAAUGUAUCUUACCUCAUUCUCCUGCACAUCGCUGUGAGCACACCUCAAGGAGCAAGGAAUGUUAUCCUAGAUUUGAACCAGUAAACAGAUUGAGGAGAAAUAAUGAGACAGUAUUCAAUCUAGGUUCUCAAUUUUGCACAAUCCUCACACCGAUACUUCUCUUUUUAGUUGAGCUGACAUUUCAUUGGCGAGGAAUCGUCUCAUGGAUCGAUGCAAAUUGUAUUUGACACCAAACAUGAACAAAGCACAGCUGGUGAUUACUGAUCAAUGUUGCACACUGGCCUCCUUAGCAACCUGCUGAAACUUUUUACUAGAGAGUAAAUAUGAAUGAUGUACUACACAAUGCUGUUUGGAAUGUACAGGGUGACUUUUGUAUCUCUAAGAACCGUCCAUGUAAAAAGGCAGAUGAUGCAGCUGCUAUCCCAUGAACACAGUGAAGGCACGAAACACUACUGAAAAUGACUAUUUGUAAACUUGAGCCAGUACUACAGGGUAGGCUGUCCAAGAGCAGCUACUUCAAGUUGCAUGCAGUAAACACCGGGUAAUUUAUUAGAUUUGCUUCCUGCUUGUUCAUAUAUUUAUGCAGAGUAACAAGUUGAUGUGAGGACCCUUAAUGCUUUUUUGUAAAAGUACAAAAAUGUUGCACAAUUGUCUUUUGUUUUCAUGAGAAUUUGAUUUCUGUUUGGAUACCGCGUAGAUGGUAAAGGCUUCACAAUGACCAAUGAGGCAUGUUAGGACAUGAGGAAAUGCUGCAAGUGAACAGCUGUUGAUGAGGUCAUUUCUCCUUCAAUGAUGAAAUCUAAUUUCUUUUUAGGGAGAUAACACUUUAUUGCCUAUGAUUACAGGCAGCAUUCCUAAAAUCCAAAUAGUCCCAGCAACUUCCACACUUUGCUAAUCUGGGAAAUCUGAAACAACCACAGUGUAUGCUGGAGAAACACAGCGCGUCCGACAACAUCUGUGGAGAAUAAGCAUCUGAAGUGUUUGGGCCAUAUAAGCACAGUGGCUACAAGAUCAGGUCAGACGCUAGGUAUACUGUGGUGAGUAACUCACACCCUCUCCCCAAAGCCUGCCCACCAUUUACAAGGCACAAGUCAGGAGUGUGGUGGAAUACUCCUCAAUUGCCUGGAUGAGUGCGGCUCCAACAGCACUCAAUAAAGUUAAGACCAACCAGGACGAAGCAACACCCCAAACACCACCUUCAACGUUCACUCCGUCCACCACCAAUGCUCAAUAGCAGCACUAUGCACCAUCUACAAAAAGCAUUGUAGCAACUCACCAAGCUUCUCCAGACAACACCUUCUAAGCCAAUGACAAUUACAAUCUGGAGGGACAAAGGCAAGAUUCAUAGGAACACUGGCACUUGCAAGUUCCCCUCCAAGCCGUUCACCAUCCUGACUUGGAAAUAUUUUGACGUUCCUUCAAUGUUGCUGAAUCAAAAUCAAGGAAUUCCCUAACAACCACUGUGGAUGUCCCUACAUGCCAACAACAGCAGUUGUCCAAGAAGCAGCUCAAUACCACUUUCUCCAGAGUAGUUAGAGGUGGUCAAUAAAUGUUGGCCUCACUCACAAUCCUUGACUUAUUCUAUCUACCUUUAAAAAUUGUACUGGCUGCCCACUGGUCCUUUGUUAAUGUUCCUUUGUAAUUAGCUUUUAGGUAUGUGUAAGGGUGUCCAUGAGAAGGGAGGCCUGGUGGCAUAGGGGGUAGCGUCUCUACCUCUAGGUUCAAAUCUUUCUCAGAGCCAUGGAACGUUCGGUUAGAGCUUAGUUGAUUAUCAGUGUGUAAAUUCUUUCCCAAUCAGUUGUACGGCAGGAGGCAGUGGCAAAACACUGGAGCUCUUGUCCAUAUAACCAUGUAUCACAUAGAGAGGUCAUGGAUACAAAUACCCUCUUAACACAAAGGCCUGAAGCGAGAGUGAGAGAAUAGUCUCUCUGUUAUCCUUUCCUACAUUUGGUUUAAUAUGUACAGAGAGACACAGUGCAGCCCAGGGGUUUGAUGCUUUCACUGAGUUUGCCUAGUAUAUCAAUUAACUGUGCCCCUCUCUAUCUUAAACAUUGUUUUUCAUAUUAUUAAUUGUUUUUCAUUUUAUUAAUCUCCCCUUCUUAUGCCAUGUCUGACGAGUUGGUCUCCCUGGUAAAUACAGGGUUACUAUUUAAUACUUCUGUUUUCUCAAGUCAUACAACACAGAAACAGACCCUUUGGUCCAUGCUGAUCAAGUUUCUCAAACUAACUCGGCCCAACUUGACUGUGCUUGGCCAUAUCCCUUUAAACCUUUCCUAUUCGUAUAUCUGUCCAAAUUUUUAAAUGCUGUAACUGUACCUGCAUCUACCACUUCCUCUGGUAGCUUGUUCCGUACAUGCACCACCCUCUGUGUGAAAAAGUUGGUUUUCAGGCCCCUUUUAAAUCUUCCUCCUCUCACCUUAAAAGUAUGCCCCACCCUAGGGAAAAGAUACCUACCAUUCACCCUAUCUAUGCCCCUCAUGAUUUUAUAAACCUCUUAAGGUCAUAGCUCAAACUUCUACUCUCCAGUGGAAAAAAGUUCCAGCCCAUCCACCUUCUUCUUAUAAUUCAAAUCCUCCAGUCCUGGCAACAUACUUGGUAAAUCUUUUCUGAACCCUCUCCAAUUUAAUAAUAUCUCUCCUAUAGCAGGGUGACCAGAACUGUAAACAGUCCUUCAAAAGUGGCCUCAUCAAUGUCCUGGAUAACCGCAUUGUGACAUUGGUUCACAAUCAGGACCUGUGAGUUUAUUGUGUGUAUCACUUAUUGAUUUUACCCUGAUAUCCUAAUCUUUCUUUUCCUACUUAUGUGUCUGGAAUACUUCGGUCUUUCUUCUUAGUUUUGCAAUUCUUCUUCUGAAUUUUUAGUAUCUUUCUGCUAACAUUUAUGUUCCUUUUUCUCAUCUGUGCUGUCAAUACAUUUUAAUAUUGUGAUAUUUAUUAUUAUUCCUGUUUUAUUUUAUUUUCCAACAUGACCUUAUUUUUGUGGCAUGUUUCCAUAUUGUCCCCACUGCCAUCUAGUUCUUCCUUUGUCAGUAAAUCUUUUGUUUAUUUUUCCUCUUCCAUCAUUAUCCCCUUAAAAUCAGCUUCGCUGCAAUCUAUUUUUUGCUCCUUUUCUUGGUUGUGUCUUUCUCAAACAUUAUCUCGAAUCUUCUACUUGUUUAAACUUGCUUCUUUAAUCUAUUAUAAUUAAUUUCCUGUUAUUACACCCAACAGCGUUGCCUCCCUUUUCGGGACCUCUACGUAAAGAUUAAGAAAGGGGUCCUGUACACACUGUAAUAACUCCAUCCCUGUCCCUGUUUUGCUACCUGUUCCCAGUUUUUGUUUGAAGCUAGUUAAAAUCUCUGAUUAUUAUUUUAAGCUGUUUUCAGUCAUUCCACAUAUUUGCAUGUAUAUUUCUUCAUGAACCUUUUAUUCUGGUGUUAGGUGGUGUGCAGUGGGAUUAUUAAUGUGUCUGGUCCCAUAUUUGUAUUCAUUUUAAUCCAAAUGGAUUGUUUUUCUAACCAUCUGUUACUUAACUGUCUUUUUUUGCUGUUAUGUCACCUCUCACUUGUACAGCAAUUACCCACUCCUCUUCUUUUGCCUGUCCUUUCUUAUGUUAUAGCCAGAAACAUCUCAUUCUUUACAUAGACAUGGAUGAACGGACAGAUAGAACUUAUGGUCAAAUAAGUGGGAAUGAAUGGACAGAUAGGUGGGGAUGACUGGACAGGUAAAUGGGAAUGAAUGGACAGAUAGGUGGGAAUGAAUGGAUGGUUAGGUGGAAAAUAAACGGACAGAUAAAUGGGAAUGAAUGACAGAUAAGUGAGAAUGAAUGCUCAGAUAUUUGGGAAAACAAAUGAAUGGACAGAUAGAUUGGAAUGAUUGGACAGAUAGAUGGGAAUGAAUGGACAGAUAGUUGGAAGGAUGCCUGAGCAGAUGUGCAGGUAGUUUAAUACAUGUAAGUACAACAGAUUUUUGCUGGAAGGAAGGAUAAAUGGAUGGAUGGAGGGAUGGCUGGAAAGGGAGAUUGGUGGAUGGAUGGACACUUUGUUCAGUGGAGACAUGGAGGGAAGUAUAAUGAUGGAACAACAGCAAAUAGAAGAUAUACGGUUGGACAAGUAGAUGAAUGGUUGCAUGGACAGUCUGGUGCUUGGCUGGUUGAGUGCCUGGUUAGACAGUUACAUGGUGUAUGGAUGGCUUGGUGGGAAGAUUCAUGAGUAUAUGCUUGGAUAAAUGGAUAAGUGGCUUCAUGAAUAGAAAUAUGACAGGGUGGAUAAUGGAAUGGAUAUUACAGUGAGACAGAAUGAUGGAUAAACAAAUGGUGGCUGAUUGGAUGGAUAGAUUGAUACUGAAUGCAUAGCCAGGUGAUGAAGGGGCAGAUAGAUGAUGAACAGAAAGAUAGAUAGUGAAUGGACAAAUAGAUGAUGGGGGCAAAGAUAGUUGAUGAAGGAACAGAUGACUGGGCAAAGAUAUAGUCAGCUGGAUGGACAGAGAGAGAUGGAGAAUGGAUGGAUAAAUGAUGAACAGAUGGAUCGAUGGCGAUUGUCCAACGAAUGGUGCACAGACAGAGAUAGUUGAGUGGGUGAUUGCACAGACAAAGAGUCAGAAAAAUUGAUGAACAGAUAGAUUUAUAAAUACAUUAGAAGAUUGAUAGACAAUAAAUGGAAAAUUGGUGAAUGAAUGUCAAGACAGAUAAUUGUAUUGUUGCAUGGAUAAACAAUCGAUGGUCAAUGGAUUUACAAUUCGAUGGCUGAAUGGUUAAACAGACAGAUAGUGCCUGAAUGGAGGGAUAAAUGGAUGGAUAGAGAGAAAGUGGGUAAUAAAUAUAAUGUUAGAACCUGUCAGCAGUAAUCGUUCCAAUCUGGCACUUGGACUGAAAGCAUGUGAAAUGCAGUAGUCCUAAUGGAAGUUUGGAAAAGAAUCAGCUUAAUGUAUGAAGCUAACUGAUUAACACAUGUUCUGUUCGUAGCUGCAUUUGGAAUAAUUUUGCACAUUCUGAAUCAUGAGUCAAUCCAACUUCGGAGAGUUUUUAGCAAGAAAUGUGGACAUUUCCUCUUUGUCUUAUGUGUUGUUAAAUGAUAUUCACUCCAGAACAGUAGCAAGGAUCCUGUUGGGUAGACUCAGUUUUGUCAUGCUGUCUUGAGGAGUAUUAUAGUAAAUGUUGAGUGUUAUCAGAAAUAUGGGGUCAUUUAUCCAUGGCCUUUGUGUGUAGUGUUAAAUCUAAGGAAAAGCUAAUUAUUUGAUUUUGCUGAGAAAUAAGUAGAAAAUUGAAAUCUCAUCCAGUUUCAAAAGUUGAUUUCUGCCAUUGCAACACAUUGGUAUUAUCUUUAUGAAAAAGUGGCUAAUGAUUUCUUUUGUAUUUGCUUUAGUGGGGGUGAAAGUUGGAGUCUUUAUCAAUUUUGUAAAAAUAGUGUCACCACCAUUGGGUACUCUAAUACAUUUUAUGUAACUGUGUAUGAGCACAGCACAGCAUGUUCCUUUAAGCAUCUGAACACCUAGAAAUGCCUGCAAAGAGAGUUAAGUGUCAUACAAUCUGGGGCAUUGCUUUUUAAGUAAGAUGAUUUUCUUUUGGAAGGCCUGAAUUUUGAAUUGCGUAGAGGCACUGCUGAUGCUGCAGCUCUCGGCCACGUUUCAAAAGAUUGCCCUGCAGGAAUCUAAGCAUUUGAAACAAUUCCCUCUUUCUCCAGCGAAGUUGGUGGAGAUGCAACUCCAUACAGUUGUUUUAUAUGUGAGAGAACUGUCACUGCAAAAAAUGCCUGUUUUGAGGUUGACGUGCAGCAAGCAGUUACAUUUCAGGCUUGCUUACAACAUUGGCUUAUUUUCUGCAGGUAAAUGAGGGGAAACUUUCCAGAAAGUAAAUGCUUAAGAGGGUCUAUUCUUAAUUACGUUUAAGCUGAAAAUCUAUUUCCCUGGAGGUUCUCCCUUUUCCGCAAGGACACAUUUACAUUGUGCUUACCUUUUCAUUGUCUGAAGUACAGCAUUCCCACUUUAUCCACUUUACUAGAGUGGGAUCAAUAUCCUGAUUGCGCUGUCUCCAGGCAUAUUAAUGAACAGCCUCUAGUCCUUUGUCCACUAUGGUCAGGACAAACAGGUUUUCUUUGUAAAUGUGUCCUACAAAAUUUACAUUAUGCACUGUUGAACUGAGGUGUGUUGAAAUGGAAAUGUGGGAAUACUCGGUUUACUAUGCAAAAUAUCAGUACACAAACCAACUGAGCUGAAAAAAAGAAAUGGAUUCAUCUAGUCAACCCAAAGCCCUAGGGUUGGAAACUCUCUGCAUUGCUUGGUCGUUACUUUUUUUUCUGUUAAAUGCUGUUAAUGUUUCCUGGCGCUGAACGAGAUGUGCACUAACAGAAUCUGUAAAUAAUGAUUGAGCUCAAAAUUGGUGAGCAGAUUCUUGUGUCCCGUCAGCCUGCUGAACAUCUCAUGUUCAUAAAACAAAUGCUUCUGGCAUCACUUAAGUCAACAGUUUUGUUUUAGAAAGAUCUAUUUUUGAAGCUUUUGAAAUAGUUGUUAUUAUGUAUUCAUCUUUUAUGUAAAGAAAAAAGCCAAUAAAUUGACACAGUUUGUAA